CGACGCGCUAACAUUAUGGCCCCGCAGUGAGAGGAUGUGCAUGCUUCAACAAAACUAGAUGGCUCAUUAAAUAGUAAGUAAAACAUAUAGAAAAAGCUUGAGAUCAAUGAACCGAAUGCUUAAUAUUAAUAUUGUGCAGUGUAUGUCUGCAAUUAAUAAGCAUGACAGACAAGAGUAUCAACGAUACGCGACCUACAGAUGAAACCAAAGAAAUUCGGAGUCGAAAUUCAAUGUUUUCGAAGAACAAAUUCAAAACAAACAAUAAGUAUCUACGAGAACAAACACGCUCUCCAUCAUUGAGUGCAUUGCUGUAUUGUGAAAAAGAUGUGGGAACCCCAAAACCUAGAUCAAGGAGAAGAUUUAAUUGUUGCCCCAAUGGUGAUUCCCCAAGUGAGGCAGACCCUCUGCAGGACAUCAUUUGGGAUCCUGCUUCACCACCUGCAAUGAGCAAAGGAAAAGAAGCAGGAGAAAGUGUCGUGGAAAUAUCUGAGAUUGUCAACAGAAUUGCACCAAAUAGAAGUCUGUGGAUGAAGAUUCUGUGCUUCACUGGAUUGGAGAUUCUGCUAUUCCCUGCACUCCAGAGGUUCAGCAACCCAGAGUACGGCGGUGCUCAGCACGUGACUGAUUUACCAACUGAACUUAUUCCUUUGUCAAGCCGGCAAUGUAACAAUGUUGAGGACCUGAUGAAACUUGCUAAGCAGUUUGACCUCACCAUGACUCGCCAACACAAAGACACUCUUGAGAGGCUGCAGAAUAGUAAGGGUCUAAAUUGUAAGGACUUGCACAAGCUCAACAAACUCACUGCCACCCACCCAGAACCAGAGAGUAAUGGUGCUUCAGUUGAAGAAGCCAAGGGACUAGGCCAUGAGGAGGAGCUGCAUGCUAUGUUUGAUGGACCGACUCAGCACUUGACUGGGAGACUAAGCCCUUUAUCAGCUAAUUGUUCACAGGAGAGCAGGACUGAAAAAACAGCUACUCAUGGAAUGAGACCAGUCACUUCAGACAGCAAGAAUCCUCCUGAGGAUGCUCAAGUGUCAAAACCAGAUUUUGAUGAUGAUUGGGAGAAUGAUGAUCUUCUGAGUGACUUUGUACUGGAGGUGUCUCAGAACCCUCAGCUUUUGAGCUCCUGUAUGGCAAGGCCUACCAGCCAUAUAUCAUUUGCUGCUUCCAAAAAAUGUGAACCUAAGACAGCAACCAGUUCCUCUCUAGCAAGCAGCAGAGAUGGUUGCCUUCAUGCUUACCAAAUUACCAGCCAUUACACUAGGAUCUCAUCUGAAACUUACACCAAACCUAGUUCUUUCAGGUCAGAUGGGCCUGUCCAGUCUGAUGCAAUUAUGCAACUUCCCAAAACUACCCCUGAUUCAGUCAACACAGAUUCAGAAUAUCAAACAGCACACACAGUGGGUGGAAAGCAACAGAUUGCUGUUGGCCCAGGAGCCAAAUAUAUAACCAGUUCAGCUGGAGCAUCAGGGAAGGACCCUCUGUGGGGUGAUGGAGAUGAUGAUGAUCUGCUUUAUCAGGCCUGUGAUGAUGUGGAGCGAAGCGCAGCCAUUAAAGAGAAGCAAAGAGACAAGAAUUUAACCAAGGCCUCAUAUUCUUUACCUGAAGUACCUUCAUCUAUCAUCACUGUUUCUUCAAGCAUGAGUAGAAACAGUACAACUUUUCAAUCUCAGCAUCCCACAGAAUACAGACACCCAGUGUGUGUUUUUGCACGCUCACAUUCAAUACCAGGUGCUUCAGGUAAUCAUGUAAACAAGCAAGGCUUGUCUGAAUCAGCUAGUGCCUUACAAGUAAACCACUAUCCUGAGAACAGCAAACAGCAGUACCCUGUCACUCAGCUGAUGCAUGCUACAGGACCAUCUGGAGAAAACUCUUACCAUUCCACUUUCAAGAGGCAUCAAUCUGACCCAGGGAUAUUGAAGAACAAAGUGUUUAUCACAUCACAGCCAGCAGUGAAGUGCUCAGCCACUGAGAUUGAAAGGAAGAAACAGGAAGCUAUAGCAAGGAGGAGAUUACGACUGCAAGCGACUCUGAAGCCUGCUGCUCCCACAUAACCCACCACAGAGAAGCUUGAAUGCGUAAAAUGAGUGCUAUCUGCCAUUUGACAUUUAAAGAAAGUUAUGGUCUCUGAUUUUGUGUAAAAGCUGUUAGUGUCAAAACACUAAAACCUAUUCAUUGUCUGGUUAUUUGUGUUGUAGAAAAUACUCUUUAAUUUCUAAGAUAUUAGAUAUUAUUUCCAGAUAUUUUCUAGAAAAUGAGACAAAAUAGCAGUUCUUAAUCAUUUAGAUAUACCCUGGAGAGGAAUGUAUAAAAUUUCUCUUUUAGAAUUGUUCAUCAAUCUGGGGUUCCACUUUUAGUUACAGUAGAAACCUGUGUGUCAUUGUGAACUGCAAAUUGAACUUUUCUUGUUUCUGUUGUCUUUUGUGUGUUCCAUCACUUAGCAGUGGCUGUCUACUCUGUGAUUUGCAAAUGAUUGCCAUGAUAAAGCAUGGAUAAUUUUAUUGAUUUGUGAAAGGCAAACCUUUCCAUUUCAAAUAAUGUUUCUAAGCUAACAGUAGGUUGUUUUCAAGCUGCAAGAACCUUUGGAAGAAGUGCCAUUCUACUUGUUUCUAUAAAGACAAGCAAAUCUCUUUAUAUACAAGUGCAACUUUUGGAAGGCAUGUUAUCCAGUUUUUGUUUUUCUGUUGUUGUUUUUUUUACCUUGGCUUUCUGAACUGUGCUGUUUGGAUAACCAAACUUCCUUUCAGUUUAUGUUCUUAGAAACAUUCUAAACAUAUUGCAGUGUGUUCCUGGUUUUCCAGGCUUUAAGAACAUCCCAAAUGCUUUACAUUGAUGAAUGUUGUAUUUCUUUGAUUCAUCGUAACUCAUUACCAUUUUGUAUGUAAUAGAAUUAAAAUGUCACUUGUGGGAAUUUUCUUUGCACAUUAAAUGAAAAGUCUCUGUCUCCAGCACACCUGGUGCCUUGUACAUGCCACAGUGUUUUUCAUUGUUUGCCCAGGGGAAUGCCUGUGUUUCACCUAGAUCUGGACCCUUGCCAUUUUCAGGUGUAGGAUACACAGGUGUGUGUGCCUGUGUGUUCCUGGGUUUGUGCUUUCUGAGUCAAGACUUGCAUGCAAUGAAUUCUCACCACCCUCCUGCUCAGUGACUGUAAAUCAAAUGGCACAGUAAUUUGGCACAGGGAUGAAGGCUUUUUUUAAUUACUGUGAUUAUGGUUAUGAUGAUGACUCCAAUUUAUCCC
Messenger RNA from Hemibagrus wyckioides, 3238 nucleotides. RefSeq names its product ETAA1 activator of ATR kinase b (gene etaa1b). Bases 162 to 2054 code for a protein of 630 amino acids. The transcript has 6 exons. NCBI's taxonomy places the organism in Eukaryota, Metazoa, Chordata, Actinopteri, Siluriformes, Bagridae. The record is from RefSeq and is a predicted model, not a curated record.